This is a messenger RNA of Funneliformis mosseae, 267 nucleotides long. The record is from the annotation of a GenBank genome assembly. Lineage: Eukaryota; Fungi; Glomeromycota; Glomeromycetes; Glomerales; Glomeraceae.
AUGAUCGAUAGAGUGACGUUACAAAUGGAAACAUACGGAACAGCCGCGAAACAUGGUAUUUUGUCAUCAAUUGCACAUGGGGUGAGAAAUGAAAGAUGUAUGAAUUAUUGCGAAAAUGGGAAAAAUAUAAUUAUUAGCUUUAUGUUGAACGCUGCAGUUAAUAAUGAAUCUGUCAGAAGCAUCACACGAGUAUCUCACGUUAUCACUUCUUCAAAAGCGUUACCGAAUCUUCAUUUAUCAAAAGUUAUUCCGUCAUCUGCAACAUGA